Messenger RNA from Gadus morhua (Atlantic cod), 942 nucleotides. RefSeq names its product ribosyldihydronicotinamide dehydrogenase [quinone]-like. Gene Ontology annotation, molecular function: NAD(P)H dehydrogenase (quinone) activity. The record is from RefSeq and is a predicted model, not a curated record. The transcript is spliced from 6 exons. NCBI's taxonomy places the organism in Eukaryota, Metazoa, Chordata, Actinopteri, Gadiformes, Gadidae. Gene Ontology annotation, cellular component: cytosol. Bases 87 to 905 code for a protein of 272 amino acids.
GUGUGUUCUUCAGCAUCCUGGGUCUUCCAUCUGCAGCAGCUACUCAGCCGUCAGCGCAGCAUCUGUAGUAGACAACGUGUUGAAAAAUGGCAGCGAAGAAGGUGCUGGUUGUUUACGCCCAUCAGAGCGCCGGGUCAUUCAACGCUGCGGCUAAAGACGCUGCUGUGGAGGUCCUGGGCACUCAGGGCUGCACGGUGGACGUGUCCGACCUGUACGCCCUCAAGUUCAAGGCCACGGCCACUGCUGAAGACAUCGUUGGAGAGGUGAAGAACCAGGAUCACUUCCGCUACGCUGAGGAGACCAAACUUGCGUGGAAGGAGGGCAAGCUGUCUGAAGACAUCGUGGAGGAGCAGCGCAAACUCACUCAGGCAGACCUUGUCAUCUUCCAGUUCCCCAUGUACUGGUUCUCAGUCCCUGGCAUCAUGAAGGGCUGGAUCGACCGGGUGCUGACGUCAGGCUAUGCCUUCACGCAGGAGAAGAGAUACAGCCAGGGCAUCUUCAAGGACAAGAAGGCCAUGCUGUCCUUCACCACCGGCUCAAAUGAGUCCAUGUUCAGUGCCAAUGGCAUCAACGGGGACAUGAAUGUCACCCUGUGGCCACUACAGAAUGGAAUCCUGCACUACUGCGGGUUCCAGGUCCUGGCUCCCCAGAUCUUCUGGGCUCCCUCUCAUGUGAAGGCUGAGGCUCGGGGCACCAUGCUGGGGGGCUGGCGUACCCGCCUGCAGGGUCUGCUGCUGGAGGCCCCGCUCUCCUUCACCCCGUCGGACUCCUUCGACGGGGCCGAGGGCUUCCAGCUGAAGCCCGAGGUCCAGGAGAAACACGAGGGCCAGGAGUUCGGGCUGACGGUGGGAACCCACCAGGGGAAGAGGCUGCCCCCCAACAGCCAGAUCAGAGCUGGUGUCUAAACCGUCUAAUAAAAUACUAUAAUAUUACUUUCACAUA